CGUUCGCUUUAGUAUACGGUUUAUAUUGCAACGAGAUGUUCGGUGAAGUCGAUCAUUUUUCUUACGUCUUGCGGUCCAACAACUCGAAUUUAAAGUGUCGCCAGAGAACUUUGCUUGGCUCCUAAAGCUUAACGACAACAACAAAUGAGCUUAGUGAAGUCGACGAUGCGGUGCUUGGGAUAGAAACGAAUCACAGGCGCUCGACAAACUUUACAACUUUUAGAACAACUGUACAGGUCAGUGAAAUUUAUGUGAUGCAUCUGGCGCAUAUAGAAGAAGUCAAUAGAGCUUUCUGUGUCAACUGUUCUUCUCCUAAUGAAUGAAAAUCAAGAAGCCCAAUGUUGAGCACCCAAACAAAUGGCAAAAUACCUUCAGUAUGUGAAAAAUAUUUUGCCAAUAUGACUUGCUCAGACGAGGAGAGCUUCAACGGCUCUCCAAUAAUGGAGGUUGAGCUUCGAGAAUCUCCUGAUUCAGUGAAGUUGUUUUUGUCUAACAACACUCCUCCCAAUGCAGCAGAAGAAGGAGCCAAAAUAAUAGUGCGUGCUGAAGAAAUACUUUUGGUAGUUUUGGUCCUUAUAAUUUGGGUCGCCGCAAUCAUUUUAUUUUUUAAUCGCUGGGGCAAGAUAAGAAUGCUGGAGCCGUACCAACCCAAAUUCCAACAAAAUCACCGAUUAUCUUGCCCCUUAGCACCACUGACAUCACCAGUAAUCUCAACACAGCAAAGAAUGUCGUUUUCCAAAUACAACGUCAGCUGUUUCAACGACAACAUAUACUCAACGGUGGCAUCGCCCAACCCGGCCAGAAGACCGCGUCAGAAUUCAGUAUUCGUGUCGAGUCCGACUCUGGCGUUCUUGAAUCCCCCGAGACGGGCCAAAUCCGCGAUGGACAUUCAGCAUUUAGUCCUAAACGAAAAACCCCAAGCUCUGACCACUUACAGUUCCAUGCUUCCCAUGUUGUCCACAUCGUUGCCCAUAAACAAGGAACGUAAACCAUCAAUUACAGUGGACAGGAUAAAUGUCUCGGGAACUCGUUGCCGACCCCUGUACACUUCAGCCGAACGACCCUUGCUAUCGCGAUAUUACUACACGAAAAAUCGAAGAAUGUCUUGUUUUACGGAAAAACUUCCUAGACAAAGGCAUUUCAUGAGUUUCGACCAUCCGCAAAGUACAGAUCGCAAGACAUCGAUAACGAUUGAAAAACCGUCGAUAAGUUUCGAGUCGCCUCAAGAAUCGUUCGAAAAUCCGAGCGUAAUCGUCGAGUCGGUCUGCGUAAGUUCCAACAGAUCGUUAGCAUCGAUUAAAGAGACGACGGCCUCGAGUCCUGCAAGAGAAACAGCAACAACUCCUUUCACUUGCAAAGCAUUUUCAAGAAGUCUAGACACGCACUCGACGUCCGAGAAGCACAAACCCAAGAGGAUGGCAGUCAGCCUUGACGUACAUACUGCAGAAAGUGACUGCCAAGAAAUGAAAACUUUUAGCGAACAAGGUGGCAAGUCGCAUAUGAUUACGAUGGACUCGGACGAAAUCAAAUUGACAGCACCGUUUUUUGAAAACUUGGAAAGCUCCGACGUAUGAUUUUACACGGUAUUCGACAAAGUCAAAGUUACAAUAUUGGUGCCUCAAGUUAAAAUAGUGAUAAACAAUAUGGUUACAUUUUGUCAAGGCUCAUUAUUUAUUUAGUUAAAAAAUAGUCUCAAUAUCGUCAAGUACGGCAAAGUAACCAGCAUUUAAAAAUAUCUUAUGUUUAUUUAUUUAUUAUUAACUAAUUUCUUUUUAUUUUUACCAGUUUACAUCUGCCAGGUGUCCUUCAACAGUAUGCCCUUUAUUUUUAUAAGGUAACAGUUCUUCAUAUAACAAGCGAAACUAAGCAUUAAAUGAAACAUUUUAAAGGAUUUAAUGUUGCUAAUUGUUUAAUAAAGUUGUAAAUCUAUUCCCACUUUGCAAAUGAUUAAGACAGUUUCAAAUAUUUGAGACCAUAAUAGAAUACUGCAAUUUAAUUUUAGGGAUUGAAGCCAAACCGCGAUGAGGUUUAUUAGUUAGGCCGAUGCUUUCAAAAAAUGUAACGGUAGGUAAGUAUAUUUCUUAAAAGAUGCAUUAACUAAAUUAGAUUUGGUGAAUCUUCAUCUAAUUAUUAUUUUAUAUAGGCAAAAAUAAUAGAAGUUGUGAUGAAAUCACCACCAGAGUUUCGUCAGUUUUGCGAAACUACUUCUUCUAAAUUAAACUCUGCAAAUAAUUAAUUCAAAUUGUCAUCGCCAUGACAGCAACCCUUUCAGCAUCUAGUCCUUCGUUUAAUUAAAUAGUAAACCAUUAGCUGGAGCUCAAAUAUUUUCAUUAAUCUGUGUUCGAAACUAUUCGCUCAUAAAGAGUUUGUUUUGUAAUUUUUGCAGUUUGUUAAAAAAAAAAGAAAUUUCAUUACGUACCAAGCGUUGCAAGAUACAACAGAACGUUUGUAUAGAAGAUAUAGCUUAUAGGUUUAUUUUUAUUUGAACGUAAAUAGAGAACUUUUAAGUCAAAAUCUUUUAAGUUUACUACUACAAAGGACUAUUUUGAAUUUUAAAUUACGGUCUUACAUCCCCAGUGGCUUGAGCAGUUUGGAGAAAAUAGGUCAAUGGACCAAAAUAAAGAAAAAAGUGACAUAUUCAAAUCCGCUAAAAGCACAAUUAAGUCAACAGAGUAGCUCUUAAUUACAUCACAUUAAAAUCUUUCUUUCCACAAAAUUGCACUGCAUUCUAAAACAGUAAAAAAAACAAUUUUAAAUAAAUCUAGUUUCAGUUUAAUUUCUUUUACAAACAUUUUUGUUUUGCUUUUUGUAAAGAAGUAAAGUGAAUGUUCGUUACAGCAAAACUUGACUAAUUAUUUAUUGAUGUUAAUUAAUUAAAAAUUCUCUGCAUGGUUAAAUCUUUCUC
Messenger RNA from Agrilus planipennis (emerald ash borer), 2905 nucleotides. RefSeq lists its product as uncharacterized. NCBI's taxonomy places the organism in Eukaryota, Metazoa, Arthropoda, Insecta, Coleoptera, Buprestidae. The transcript is spliced from 6 exons. The record is from RefSeq and is a predicted model, not a curated record. The coding region runs from base 339 to 1574 and encodes 411 amino acids.